AUGACAAACAGCACCUCGGCGAUGUCUUCAAGAAGGGAGCGGCGCCCGAAGCCGUCGCCAUCGCCGGCCUCGGCCAGCUGCCGGCCGGCCAGCCACCGAGGACAAGGCGUUAGCCCGGAACAUAUCGCGCCAUCCUGCAUCGUGCUCAAGGUCAGACCGCCUCCAUCCCUCAACCCCCAUCUCCACCACGGCCGCCACACCCACCCGGCGCUGGGCAGCACUGCCGGUAGUCCACCGCGCGCAGCCGGAGCUCCUGGUCCACGGCCGCCGCCGCCCGCCGGGGACGCCGCCCCGGCAAACCGCCCGCACCUGCCCCGGACACUAGGCAGCACCACCGGCCGUCCCCGCGCUGCCGGAGAGGCCCCUCCGCGGCACAGCCCGCCGUGCCGCCCGCGCGGCCCAGAUCGGGCCCGGGAGGCCCGCACCGCCCGCCGUCACCAACAGCAGCGCCACGACCUCGCACGGCCGCCGCGGCUCACCGCAGACAGCCGCGCCCGCCCGACCGUCGUCGUGCCCGCCGCCACGAGUCUGCACUGGAACAGCCGUCGACGCUGCCGAAACAGCCCGCGCGCCGCCGCCGCUCCAUGCCGAGCUCCCGCUGCAGACCGAGGGAACUCGCGCCCCUCCGCUGCAGGCACCUCCACUCUACGCUCGCCCCUGCCUCCACGCCUUGACGCCGAGCCGCGAGCCGGCGUCGCCCGCCGCCGCCGCUCGGGCCAGCCUCAGCCCGCGCAUCCGCCGGAUCUCGACGAAGAGAUCGGCGCGCGCGGCCCGACCACCUCAUCCACACCCCCACCCCCGGCCCGCCCUCGGUCACGCCCCCCACCCCCGCGCCGCCCGCCGUCUCCGGCCGCCACCCGCCGCCACGCCCGGCCGCCCUCGCCUCCGCCACCACCCGCCGCCACGCCCGGCCGCCCUCGCCUCCGCCACCACACGCCGACGCCCGGCCACCCUCGCCCCGCCCUCUUCCUCCGCCACCACCCGCCGAGGCCCGGCCGCCCUCGCCUCCGCCGCGUCGGCAGCCGCCCCGCCGCGCUGCAGCUGCCCCGCCCCGACCCCCUCGCCUCCGCCACCAGCCGCCGACGCCCGGCCGCUCUUCCUCCGCCACCACCCGCCGACGCCCGGCCGCCCUCGCCUCCGCCGCGUCGGCAGCAGCCCCCGCCGCGCCUGCAGCCGCCCCGCCCCGACCCCCUCGCCUCCGCCGCGCUGCAGCGCCGCCUCGCCCGGCCCCCUCGCCUCCGCUGCCCCUGCCCGCCUCGCCCGGUCCCGUAG
This is a messenger RNA of Lolium perenne, 1272 nucleotides long. The record is from RefSeq and is a predicted model, not a curated record. Lineage: Eukaryota; Viridiplantae; Streptophyta; Magnoliopsida; Poales; Poaceae.